UGCUGUACAUGAGUAAAACUUGCAGCGAUUGUCAGUGUAAUAGACCUGCCUGGGACUAUCAGCUGGGGUGCUUCCAUAGACCAUUGGACCUGCCCAGUGCCAAGAUGCCUGCGGGAUUAAAACUACACAUCACGAGCAAACAAACACCUAUCCCAGUGGUUGUUAUAGGUAAUGGUCCAUCAGGAAUCUGUCUCUCUUAUCUGUUGUCUGGUUACACCCCAUAUAUAAGGGAAGGAGCUGAACAUCCAAACCCCAUACUGCAAAGGAAGCUGGUGGAAUCCCCGGGAACUGCUAUUACCCUGCAGGAUCUGGAGUACCUGUCAGAGGGUUUGGAGGGCCGGUCCAGUAGUCCAGCUUCUCUCCUCUUUGACACACUGCUCCGGCCAGAGACAGAUUUUUUAGGCGAUGUGGAUUCGGUUCUUACCUGGAAACUGGAGCCAGAGAAAGCAAUUGCUCACCUGGUGCUGGGGAGAGAUCCGCCUGGAGGUGCCUGGAAUGCCAUUGAGGGAUCUAUGAUCACACUCAGCCGUGGAGACUGGAUGGGUCUCCCUGAUUUGCCUUUCAAAGAAUGGAUACGCAUGAAAAGGAGGAAUCUCAGAAACGAUAGAUCUACUGCAGGUGACAUUCUGAAUUAUUACCGAUAUUACGUAAAAAAGAAGGGCCUUGAAGAAAAUUUUGUAUCUGGUACAAUGGUCACAUCAGUGGUCAAAGUUAACAAAAGUACUGUCAACUGUCGUGAGAAAGAGAUAUUCCAGAUGGAGGUCCCAUAUGCAGAAGACAGUGAAGAGGACAGAAGCAUGUUCCAAGUGAAUGGUUUUUUUGAAAAUGAGUUUGGGACCAAGCAGGACUUUUGUGUCUAUGCAGAGAAGGUGAUACUUGCUACAGGUACCUAUGACAGUCCAUCAUGGUUAGGGGUCCAAGGAGAAGACCUCCCAUUUGUGUCACACCAAAUUUCUGCCCUGGAGGAGGCAGUGAAGACACACCAAGUAAAUCCACAUUCAGACCCCGUUUUGAUUAUUGGGGCAGGACUGACUGCUGCUGAUGCUGUUUUGCUCGCUCAUCACUACAACAUUCCUGUCAUUCAUGCUUUCAGAAGGCGUGUUAAUGACCCAGCUCUCAUUUUCAACCAGUUGCCUCAAGUUAUGUAUCCAGAGUACCACAAAGUACAUCAGAUGAUGAAAGAACAGUCAGUUUUCAAAGGUGGUCCUUAUCACGGUUACAUCAGCCUACCGGAGCAUUAUGUAACAAGCUUCCAUAGUGACAAGAAAUGCAAUUUUAAGGACAAACUUGGUCAGUGCAAAACAUUUAAUAUCUCGAUGGUCCUUAUUCUCAUCGGUUCUAACCCUAACCUUUCCUUUCUUCCAAAUAAUGGCACUAUGUUGGCUAUAGCCACCAAUGAGCCAGUCAACUCCAAGAGGAACCCUCUGGAUAUUGAUCUAUUUACAUACGAAUGUAUCCAGGAAAAGGGACUUUAUGCAGUUGGGCCCCUGGCUGGGGACUAUUUUGUGAGAUUUGUACAAGGAGGUGCAUUAGCUGUUGCAAGUUCCCUUAUUAAAUCUCAGAAGAGGCCUCCUUAAUUAUGACAAUCACACAUUCUUUGUCAUACUCUAGGGGCUGAAGUUCAACUCAGCAGUCCCUACAUCAGGCUCCUACAAAGAGCAAAAGCAGGGUUCUUAGACAUUCCAUCAAGACAAUUUUAAUUGCAACCAGAUAAAAAAAAACUGUCAAACAGCAAGGCUGGGUCAAGGGUGCUUUAUAGUCCUACAUUAUUGGGGGCUGCAACACUACAAGUGAAUGCUUCUUUUUUAAAACAUUAUUAGCUUUAAAGUUUUGUCUAAAAUAAAACAGAAUCUACUUCCACAAAUAACAUCACAUCUAUUUUUCUAUUGAAAAGAAAACACUUAUUUUAAAGGUGUGUCUCAUCAAUAGAAGAUCCUAUGUACUUUUGGGGGGAAAAAAUGUUUUUUUACAUUUUGCAGUUUACAAGUUAAAAUUGUUGCUUAUGCAUCAAAAGGGCCAAACUAGUAGCAUACUUUUUUUUUUUUCACGUAAGUUGGCUACUUUUGGAAUGAAUGGAAAAUGGAAGAACAGUGCUCAAUGUCCCUUACAUGGUAGCUGAGCGUCUGUUUGUUAGACAAGAAGUGUAUCAGAGAAGGUGUAAAAUCUACAUCUACAACACUUGAACGAUAGUUUUGCAACUAUUAAUACUUAUUUACAACCACACAUUAUUUUAUGAAAGAACAUAUGUGAAUCAACUUACCAGCAGGAUAUCCGAAAAGUCCUAGAUAAUGCACAUUUACCAAUUAAUAUCAAAUUAGGUUAAUGUAGAGAAGGGAACGUUCAGUUAUUGUCACGACCCCUGGCUCGCCGCAAGGUGCGGUUGGGCCCGUCCGGCAUGAUCACAUCGACUAACUGAGCUUACCUGCUCAGCGGCGAGUUGGGAGCCGCUCCGCCGGAUAUUCUGGGCCAUCUGCCAUAAAGAAAAAUGGCGCCGACCACGCGGUCGUGGCCAUUUAUAGCCCCGCCCCCAGACGAAGGUGUGUGUGACACGCACGUUCUGGGGUCAGAGGUCAACCUCUGACCAAACAUAGUCAAAAGAGGGAUAUUUAAAUCUCUGAAGCUACCCAGUGCGUUUUUUGUUCCCAUUAUUGCUUUUCCCGGUAUAUUGACCUUGGCUAUUCCUGACUUGGCUUGUUUAAUGGUAUUGUGUAUUUCUGGCUUCCUUGAUCUCGGCUAUCCCUUGACCAUUUUCUGUUUUCAACAUAUUAGUCUGGCCAUUCUAAGGACUGGUGUCCGUUCUGUCUUUUUCCUUUCUGUCUAUGUAGAUGUUACAUAGUUCUGCGUGCUGGACCACACUAGCAGUCAUGACAUUUAAUCACAAAAGGGUGCAUUUGCCAAAAAUUCAAAGUGAAUUCAAAGUUUAGGACAAACUAUUAAAUACAUUUUUAAAUAUACUGUAGUUGUUUUGGAGAAUUUCGAUUGUUUGCUAUUUUGGUCUAUAAUUUUAAAAUUCUAUUUGAAUUCACAAUUCAAACUUUAGUGAAUAAACCUUUUUGAAUAGAAGGUCUAUGGUAAUAGACGAAUUAUGUUUCCUUUGAAGACAGCAACUUAAUAAAAUAAAAAAAAAAGUUAAACGGUAGCCUCAUGCAAUUUACAAAGAAAGUGUUAUUAUAAAUUAAUACAAAGAGAAAAUUACAAUUCUCUUUUAAUUACCAUUAAAAUACAGAUAGUGUGUCCUAUCAGCUGUUUAUUUGAUGUGUUAUGCAUCACUACAUCCAAAACAAACAUUUUGCUGAAAGAUAUCGUAGUUGCCUGAAACAGAGGCAUCCUGACAGUUUAGUGCCAAAAAGAAGAUGUUAACAAAAUGUUCAGGUUUUGUCGAUGCCUUAAUUCUUAAAUGUUUUAUAAACGUUUAACAGUAAUACAAAUGUCAAACUAAUUAAUGGAGAUCUAACAGUUAACAUUAGGAAAAUAAGAGGGGUGUUUAUAAACAGAAUUGGGGGGGGAGGGGGAAAUCGGCCUCAAAAGGGACAGAUUGGCCAAAAACGUAUUAAAACUGAUUACGAAUGUCCAGAACGAGAUGCCAUUCACCCCCAUCGCUCCCCUCCACUAGAGGGUCAGAGCCUCAUGUCAGACUCACCAAACAUCAUAUACUAGAACAGGGAUAGGCAACCUUCGGCACUCCAGAUGUUGUGGACUACAUCCCCCAUAAUGCUCUUACACCUAUAAUGCUGGCAAAGCAUCAUGGAAGGUGUAGUCCAAAACAUCUGCAAGGCCGAAGGUUGCCAGAAUAUAUUAACUACAAACCACAAAGUCUUGUCAAGAUACACCAAGUACUGUUUGAAAAAAAUAACUUAAAGCUUGAAACAUAAAAUGUGGGUACAAUGUUAAACAGAUAAAAUAGCAACAUAAAAUGAUAAUGAUUUGUUUUUUAAAUUUUUCUGAAAAACCAACUGUAUAAUAUUAUUGGUAAUGUUUACCAUGCUGUUAUGUA
Messenger RNA from Pelobates fuscus (common spadefoot toad), 3994 nucleotides. RefSeq names its product oxidative stress induced growth inhibitor 1 (gene OSGIN1). Gene Ontology annotation, molecular function: growth factor activity. The transcript has 6 exons. The record is from RefSeq and is a predicted model, not a curated record. Gene Ontology annotation, biological process: negative regulation of cell growth. Bases 9 to 1577 code for a protein of 522 amino acids. Lineage: Eukaryota; Metazoa; Chordata; Amphibia; Anura; Pelobatidae.